Aspergillus wentii DTO 134E9 is the source of this 1818-nucleotide messenger RNA. Its product is annotated as methylenetetrahydrofolate reductase (NAD(P)H) MET13. NCBI's taxonomy places the organism in Eukaryota, Fungi, Ascomycota, Eurotiomycetes, Eurotiales, Aspergillaceae. The transcript is spliced from 2 exons. Gene Ontology annotation, molecular function: FAD binding; methylenetetrahydrofolate reductase [NAD(P)H] activity. The coding region runs from base 1 to 1818 and encodes 605 amino acids. Gene Ontology annotation, cellular component: cytosol. The record is from RefSeq and is a predicted model, not a curated record. Gene Ontology annotation, biological process: tetrahydrofolate interconversion.
AUGCAUAUCAAAGACAAGCUCGCCCAAAAUGAUGCCGCCGCAAGGACAGGGGUCUCUUUCGAGUUCUUCCCCCCCAAAACUGCACAGGGUGUGCAGAACCUUUACGACAGAAUGGACCGCAUGCACUCCCUGGGACCCUCGUUCAUCGAUGUGACCUGGGGUGCUGGAGGUCGUCUUUCGGAUUUGACUUGUGAGAUGGUGAAUGUCGCCCAAUCUGUCUAUGGUCUGGAAACCUGCAUGCACUUGACCUGCACGGACAUGCCCCGGGAAAAGGUCGAUGCUGCUCUUUCGGCUGCCUAUAAGGCUGGAUGUACCAAUAUCUUGGCGCUCCGUGGUGACCCUCCUCGUGAAAAGGAAACUUGGGAAGUCGUUGAUGGAGGAUUCCGCUACGCCAAGGAUCUGGUCAAGUACAUUCGGGAAAAGUACGGAAACCACUUUGACAUUGGUGUUGGAGGUUACCCCGAAGGUGCAGACGACAACCCGGAUGUGGACCUUUUGAUCGAUCACUUGAAGGAGAAGGUUGAUGCGGGUAGUUCUUUCGUCAUCACACAGAUGUUCUACGACACAGACAAUUUUGUUUCCUGGCUCAAAAAGUGCCGGGCCAAGGGUAUCACCAUCCCCAUCAUCCCGGGUAUCAUGCCUAUCCAAACAUAUGCUGCAUUCCUACGACGCGCGAACUGGACCAAGGCCAAGAUCCCUGAUUCUUGGAUGGAGGCUUUGGAGCCUGUGAAGAACGAUGACGCUGCCGUGAGAGAAGUCGGAAGACACUUGGUCGCAGACAUGUGCAGAACACUUCUCGCCAAUGGCAUCAACCAUUUGCACUUCUACACCAUGAACCUUGCGCAAGCGACAAAAGGAGUUCUCGAAGAAUUGAACCUUACACCAUCUGAAGAAUCGCCGCUGCAAAAGCCCCUGCCAUGGCGGCCAUCGCUUGGUCUCAACCGCAGAGGAGAGGACGUUCGCCCCAUUUUCUGGCGAAACAGAAACUCCUCUUAUGUGGCACGCACGCAGACUUGGGACGAAUACCCCAACGGUCGCUGGACCGACUCCCGGUCUCCUGCCUUUGGUGAACUUGAUGCUUAUGGUGUAGGCCUCAAGGGUACUAAUGAGCAGAACAUUAAGCUGUGGGGAGAGCCCAAGUCUGUGAAGGAUCUCACUGAGAUGUUUGUCCGGUUCUUGGAAGGCAAAUUGGAUCGAUUGCCCUGGAGCGACAGCCCCAUCACCCAAGAAGCAGACGAUAUCAAGACAAACCUGGUUGCAUUGAACAGCAAGGGUUUCCUUACAAUCAACUCCCAGCCAGCUGUGAAUGGUGCCCGAUCAUCCCACGCUGUCUACGGAUGGGGUCCCAAGAAUGGAUUUGUCUACCAGAAGGCGUACCUCGAACUUCUCGUCCCCCCUUACCUGAUCGAUGAACUUGUCGCGCGCAUCGAGAAGAACGAAGACCUCACAUACCAUGCCGUCCAAAAGAACGGUGAACUGAAGACCAACACCGAGGAUAGCCCGAACGCUCUUACUUGGGGUAUCUUCGCAGGAAGAGAGAUCAUUCAGCCAACUAUCGUGGAAACGAUCAGUUUCCUGGCCUGGAAGGAUGAGGCAUACCGUCUUGGUGAGGACUGGGCCAAGUGUCACGACGCUGCAAGCCCCAGCAGAAAGUUGAUUCAGGGUGUCAUGGACAACUGGUACCUUGUUAACAUCGUCAACAACGACUUCCACAACACCUAUGAUCUCUUCGAGCUGUUCAAGGACUUGGAGGUGAAGGACCUCGAAACCGAAGUUCCCGCGGACAGUGUUCCCGAGCAGCCUGUUGCUCAGAACUAA